CAUGAAAGGCUUGGGGACCAACCGUAACAGACAUCUGUCUGAUUCCUGUGACCCUUCCACAGGCCAUUCAGAGGCCCUCUACCCUCAGAAGACCAGCACGCUACCACGCAGCCCUUACCUGCUGAGCCCGACAAUGGACCACUAUGGCACCAUGGACCCCCACCUUUACCCCUCAGCCGCUCCAGGUUCCCUUCCACCAGAUUGCAUGCUGCCCCUCAACAACCAGCUGUCCAACAGCAGCACCUUUCCCCGGAUUCACUACAACUCCUAUGACCAGUCUGACUUCUCUCCUCCUGGGGACAGUAUUGGGGGCAUAAGUACAGGGACCUUGGGGACUUCCAUGUCCAUGGGCAUGGGAACAGGUAUGGGCAUGGCAGGGCUGAGUGCACGAACGCCUAUGAUAACAAGCGGCUCAGCAACUAUAUCACAUCAUAUGACCAAGAAUCAGGCACCACCCAGUUUGCUGGAUUUUGAGAAACAGUUACCUGGAGGCCGUGAUGGAUUCAGCACAUUGCAGUUUCAUAGAACGUCUGCUGUUGCAGCUGCCAAGCAGCGUACAGACAGUCCUGGACGUAUUCGUUACAUGCUGCACUCAGUGCAAAAGCUCUUUGCAAAGUCCCAGUCACUGGAAAGCCACAACAUGAAAGGAAAUGUCAAUGGACGUUCUACUGGCAGCGGUGGAGGGUCAUCUAGCACUGAGGACGGAGGAAAGCAGAAUCGUAGAUCCAAAAGUAAGGAUCGGGGUACAAAAUCAGAGGCGACUGCCAAGCGACGGCCACGUUCCAACAUGUCAGGAUACUGGAGCUCAGAUGAUUUGGACAGCAGCGAUUUGAGCAGCUACCAUAACACCAUGGCCAUGAUGACUCUGGGACGUCCAACAGGCCAUGACAGCCAGGGGGGGCAGAGCAGAUACAUCCACAGUGGCUACAACACCAUUAGUUCCUCUAAAAGCAGCAAUGACAUGAAAUAUCAGACACUUUCUGGACCUGGUGGUGGAGUUGGUGGUGGACUAGGUGGACCCGCAAGUUUGUUGAUGAAUGAUAAUGAGUAUAUGAAAGGAGGGUCUUGGUCCACAUUGACCAUGGGACAACCAAGACAGGUGAUCCAGAAGGGCUCAGCUACUCUGGACCGGUCUAUGCUCAAGUCAAAGUCCUGCCAACAGGAACUAACCUGCAACUAUCUGCAGGUUGGAAGAAGGGGUGAUUGGAGCAGCACAUUAGGCCGUAGCGGGGGUGCCAUUGAAAUCCCAUGUCGGCGGAUGAGGAGUGGUAGCUAUGUAAAGGCUAUGGGAGACAUGGAAGACAGCGACGACUCUGAGGGAAGCCCCAAACCCUCACCAAAAUCUGCUGCUCGCCGCCAGAGCUACCUCAGGGCUACCCAGCAGUCUCUGAGCGACCAGCUACCCCCACGCAACAGAACCCUGGAUUUCACCUUGUUGCAGGGGGAGCUGGAUGCCCUGUGGUCUCCACUCCACAGUGUGUCCUCUCUGCACCAGCUGGGCAGGUCAAUGAGCAGCUGUCUUCCAUCUCUCAGAGAGCUCUCCAAUAAUCGCAGCCUGGACAACCUGGACUGCAUUGGGGGUCCCGGCUCAUCUUUGCCACCGUGGGAUGAUGAUGACUUCAGCCAGGUGUGCAGCACUUUGGGCAGGCGUAAUGUCAUGGGACAGCUACGAGACCUAGAGAGGAGUCAUCAUUACGAAGACCGCAGCUCAGAGUCUACAUUCAGAGAUUCCCGUUCCCAUUCUCAGGACAACUCAGAACCGCCGGAUCUGCCCAUGCCAACAUGCUUCCGAUCCCGCAGCCACAGCUACCUGAGAGCCAUCCAGGCUGGCUGUUCCCAAGACGACGACACAGCGUCCAUAGACUCAGGCUGCUCUCCACCUCCAACUGACACCACUGUUCGCACCUACAGCACCAGCACUGACGACCUGUCUGCACACUGGAAGACAUGGAAAGAACAGUUUGGCUCUUACCUGAUAGCCUCAGGCUUGGACAAAGCCCCAAAGGAGAAACAACUUGCAAUUUUUCUUCAGCGAUUCGGAACAGACAGACCACGCAUCCUACCCACACGCACAGUCUCCACAUGCAUAACCACCUGUAAGAAGGCUGCUCCUCCACCAGUGCCGCCCCGUACAACCUCCAAGCCCUACAUCUCUGUGACGGUACAGAGCAGCACAGAGUCGGCCCAGGACAACUACUUGGACCAGCAGGACAGGAGAUCAGAGGUCAACAGCCAGUCUAGCCACGCUCACAGCAACUCUUCUGACAGUCUUGACAGUACCCGUGCCAACAGCCUGGCCCGGGGUAUUUCCCGCCCUCCGCACAUCAUCCCCACGCCCAUCGCUACCCCAAGAGAGCCAAUCACCCCCGCCACCGCCAAUGCUUCCACUGAGACAAGUGACUCAGUAGUCCAGCAUGAAUCUGUCAAAUCAGGAUUAAAUAAAGGGAAUCUAGUGGCAGAGGAGCCCCUAGUAGCCCCAAUACCCAGACGGAAACUGUCCUCCAUUGGGAUACAGGUUGACUGUAUUCAGGAAGUUCCACGAGAGGAGACCCCACCACUGGCCAAAUUUCAGUCAAUUGGAGUACAGGUGGAGGACGGGUGGCAGCUCAGUCGCUCCAGUAGCAUGGCUUCAAAACAAGAAACAGACUCAGACACACAAGACUUCCCUAUCAUUUCCCAUAUCAAUAAUGCCAAACCCUUUGAGAAGAAAGUCAUGGUCAAUAGUGCCAGCCAGUCCAUGAGCUCCCCUCCAGGACAAGACUCUUUAGACAACGGAGACCCCACUGGUGACAACUCGUCACCUCCUCCACCCAGACAGAUCCUCAACCGCUCCACCACGCGAAGCAGCUCUUCCUCUUUCUCAGAAAGUCUGGAUCCAGCACUGGACCCUUCGUCUCUACCGCCUCCAGACCCCUGGCUGGACAGUGGGAAUGGGAGUAACAGCAGCGUCCCCCAGAGCGGAGGAGGGGGAACGCUGUGUCGGAGAGACGGCCACUGGUUCCUGAAGCUGCUGCAGGCCGAGACGGGACGCAUGGAAGGCUGGUGCCGGCAGAUGGAGCAGGAAACCAAAGACAACCAGCUCUCAGAGGAGGUGCUGGGGAAGGUCCGCAGUGCAGUAGGAAGCGCUCAGCUCCUUAUGUCUCAGAAGUUCCAGCAGUUCCGCGGACUGUGUGAACAAAACUUGAAUGUGAAUGCCAACCCACGGCCCACAGCCCAGGACCUGGCUGGCUUUUGGGACCUGCUGCAGCUCUCCAUCGAGGACAUCAGCCUCAAGUUCGAUGAGCUCUACCAUCUCAAGUCCAAUGACUGGCAGCCCGUUCCAUCUGCGGCUGCCCAGUCGCCCCCUGAGCGGAAGGAGGAGGAGAAGGCGACCCCUCCAGUGUCAAAGAAACCUGGUAAGGGACGACCAUUGCUGGGCCGCGAGAAGAGCGCCGACUCUUCUUCCACCUCUUCUUCGGCCUCGGCAGAGAAGCAGAGACAAGAGGCUCGCAAGCGACUGCUGGCUGCUAAGAAAGCUGCCUCGUUUCGCCAGAACUCCGCCACAGAGAGCGCAGACAGCAUCGAAAUUUAUGUCCCCGAGGCCCAGACUCGUCUCUGAGAGAAACGAUGAGCGAGAAGGCUGUAAGGUCGGAUCAAAGGACAGAUAAGUGUCGCUGAAACACCUGGAUGAAGGAGAGGAUUUUUUUUUUUUUUUGCAAUGCAAAUGAGCUACUUUGAGCACAGACGGAUGGAGAUGGGGGAUGGAGAGAUUCCCUGAGAGUGGGGUUUGGGGUUUUUGACACAUUCAUACGAUUAUAGGCUGGUCCUGGUGGCAUCGAAUAAUAUUUAAUGAACUGAAACACUGAUUUUUUUUUUGUUUUUUUUGUGGACCCAACAGACUAUGAAGCAGGAGACUUCUCAUUUGAGGCUGCCAUUGAAAACCUCAGCUGAUGAACGUUGUCACUUCUUGUUACUAUUCUUGAUAUCAUAAAAAUUGUUAAUGAAGGUAUUGUUAUUAUGACAAUUAUAUCCUAAAGAAUCUAUAUGAAGACUGUUUUAAAAGUUCCUGUAUCUUGGCUAUAAGAUCUAUUAAGUGGACAGAAGGCAAGCAUUAAUGCUUUACUGUCUCCCAUCGUCCUGCUCUCUUCCCAGAUCAUUGGCCAUCUUGUAGCUUUGCACAACACCACCUUGUGGCCAUCACACACACUACAAACUCACCUAUGUAUGUCUUCCUUGUAUUUGUUUACUUUAAUCAUCCUUUGAUUUAUAUAAAAAUCCAUUUAGAUCAGGUUACUCUGAAUAUUUUUGGUAUGAUGAAACUGAAAGUCAGGUUUGAAUGGGGUAUUUAUAUAGUUCCUAGCAAUUAACUCUUUGUGUGUGUCUUUCAGAAUGUUUUGUGUCAAAUAUUUUAAACACUGAUGAGAAUCUGUAAAGCUGAGUUUCUUAAAGCUUUUGAAUGAAAGCACAUCCCAAUAUUACCCAAGACCGAGCAUGAGGAUUUCUAAUUUCAGGAAUGACAGUGACCAUGAUGUUUUUUUUUCUUUGUAGGGGAAACUUUAAACUCCAUCCUUUUCUUUUUCUCUCCAUCAUUACCUUUUGGUUUUCAUAUUUGUGCUAUAACUGCAGAUGCGUUAGUAUUGCAGGAUUUUUGUUCCAUCUAUUUAAUACUUCUUUAAGUGCUUUUAUUAGCCUCACUUAGCAUUCAACUCGUACAUCUCAAAUGAAUCUAGGGCUUUUAUCAAAGUCAUGCAGCAGGCUGAGUAUGCAGGUUAAUGUUUCCAAAAGCAUUUUGAUUUAUUUUGCUUCCCGUCACUCGACAAAAUCAAUCUGAGUCCUUUGUUACCGUCAUUGUUUCCCCCACUGAACAGCACACAAAGUAUCUGCACUUUUUUUACUCAAAACAAAUUUUUCUAAUUAAAGCAUUACAUACUUUA
Molecule: messenger RNA, 4913 nt
Organism: Stegastes partitus (bicolor damselfish)
Lineage: Eukaryota; Metazoa; Chordata; Actinopteri; Pomacentridae
Gene: dlgap4b
Product: discs, large (Drosophila) homolog-associated protein 4b
Exons: 12
Coding region: 2-3598 (1198 amino acids)
Biological process (GO): signaling
Cellular component (GO): postsynaptic specialization; glutamatergic synapse
Molecular function (GO): molecular adaptor activity
Source: RefSeq, a predicted model, not a curated record